AUGAUGGGCCAGCGAAGAGCGGUGGAGAUUGUGCUAUUUGAAGCAAAGCUGACAGCACGAGUGUGAAGCUGAUGGAUGCUGCCGAGCUUGCGAGUGCGUGCGUGCUGCUCAAGGGCUGUUGCUGCGUCUCGAAGCGUUUGCAGCGUUGUCUUUUAUUGCUUUCACCCUCGCGAAAAGUGGAGAUGGAAGAAGCGAACGGCACCGACUUGCAGCAGCAGCGUAUAGAUGACUCGGCGAUCAAAAGGCGACAAAUGAGGUGCGACGGGAUGCAAGCCUGGUGAAUGACGUGGACGUUGUGGUGGUGCAGAUGUUGGGUGAAAGCUCAAGAAGGAGCAAAGAGGGGGAACGCUCGACUGGCCAUUCACCCCUGCACGCCCAUGAUCGAAGGAAUCAAGCUGUACCUGUACAUCCGCUUGCGCGAUGCUUCAUCUGGACGAGUCACGUCUGCCCUGCAGCUGCAGCCUGCAACAAUGUGAAUGCAGCAGCAGCAGGCCUUUUGCACCCUCAAGAUUCCAAAGGCCUCAUCGCGCCGUCGGCGCUUUAAAUCCGAACUACAAGGCAGCAAUUAACCUGUCUUGGAUAG
This is a messenger RNA of Ceraceosorus bombacis, 583 nucleotides long. The record is from the annotation of a GenBank genome assembly. Lineage: Eukaryota; Fungi; Basidiomycota; Exobasidiomycetes; Ceraceosorales; Ceraceosoraceae.